Nerophis lumbriciformis (worm pipefish) is the source of this 1413-nucleotide messenger RNA. RefSeq names its product splicing factor 3b, subunit 4 (gene sf3b4). Gene Ontology annotation, biological process: positive regulation of mRNA splicing, via spliceosome. Gene Ontology annotation, cellular component: nucleolus; U2 snRNP; precatalytic spliceosome. Lineage: Eukaryota; Metazoa; Chordata; Actinopteri; Syngnathiformes; Syngnathidae. The record is from RefSeq and is a predicted model, not a curated record. Gene Ontology annotation, molecular function: RNA binding.
UCCAACUUCCGCCUACGACACCGGAGGAGGCGGGGCUUCUUUCCAAACGGCAUCCCACCGUUGUUCAUUCAACAUGGCAGCGGGACCGAUUUCCGAAAGAAACCAAGAUGCCACGGUGUAUGUGGGUGGCCUGGAUGAGAAGGUGUCAGAGCCGUUAUUAUGGGAGCUUUUUUUGCAGGCUGGUCCUGUUGUCAACACACACAUGCCUAAAGACAGGGUGACAGGACAACAUCAAGGGUAUGGCUUUGUGGAGUUCCUUAGUGAAGAAGAUGCCGACUACGCCAUCAAAAUCAUGAACAUGAUCAAACUCUAUGGCAAACCCAUCCGAGUCAAUAAGGCGUCGGCGCACAAUAAAAACCUGGAUGUGGGCGCCAACAUCUUCAUCGGCAACCUGGACCCGGAGAUCGAUGAGAAGCUCCUCUACGACACGUUCAGUGCGUUCGGUGUCAUCCUCCAGACACCCAAGAUCAUGCGUGACCCUGACACGGGCAACUCCAAGGGCUACGCCUUCAUCAAUUUUGCCAGCUUCGACGCGUCGGACGCCUCCAUCGAGGCCAUGAAUGGCCAGUACCUGUGCAACAGGCCCAUCACCGUGUCCUACGCCUUCAAAAAGGACUCAAAAGGAGAGCGCCACGGCUCUGCCGCCGAGCGACUCCUCGCCGCCCAGAACCCGCUCUCGCAGGCGGACAGGCCUCAUCAGCUGUUCGCCGAUGCCCCUCCGCCACAGGCUGUCCCGCCGCCGGUCCUGACCUCAAUGGGGCCCGGGAUGAUUGCAGCCUCUUUCCGUGCAGGGAUGCCCCCCCCUGGAGCAUUCCCUCCCAUGCCACCUCCUGGGUCCAUGCCUUCCAUGCCGCCCAACAUGGGGAUGCACCAUGGAGGCCCACAAGGCGUGCAUCCACCCGGACCGCCGCCCUUCCCCGGCGCCAUGCAUGCAGGUCUGCAGAUGCCAAUGCCCCCUCCAGCGCCUCCUGGCAUGGGGCCACCACCUCCAGCACCUCCAGGCUCAAAUCAAGGCCGUGCACCGCCACCUCCCGGCAUGCCUCCACCGCCCAUGGGCAUGCCACACCGGGCCCCCUACGGACCACCCAUGGGUCACCCCGUGCCCCCCGGUAUGAGAGGACCCCCUCCUCCCAUGCCUCCGCCGGGCUACGGCGCCGCUCCCCCUCGCCCUCCUCCCUUUGGCUUCCAGAGAGCUCCCCCCAUGCCACCAAGGCCGCCCGUUGCCCCGCCCCGGGUUCCUUUAGGAGCACCCAUGCCACCCUAAUUCCUAACAUAUUACAAAAAAAAUCCCUUCUUUUUUUUAUUAAGAAAACAUCAAACCAAGUUUGUAAGGUUGCUUAUUUUAAUGAUGCCUUUGUAUUAUGGGGUCACUGUACAGAUGAAAGACCGCUGAUGAAUAAAAUCUUUAGUACA